AUGCCUCCACUGUCCCGCCUGCCACCUCCAUCCAAGUCCGCUACGAGCUCGGCGGUUCAAAUGUUCGGAAGAAAUCCGCCCAGCUCCGCCGUCAUGUCCGGCGUCGUCGGAGAAUCCAUCGUUUCCGGCGUCUCAGUCUCGAUCGAUUCGGAGAAGACUCGGAGAAGACCUGGCCGGAGUCAUGACUUUUUUUUCCCGGCCGUCCAUCUCCUUCGGCAACCCGCCGGCGUCGAUUCGCACAUAACACGCAGCCGUCGCCGGACCGCCGUCGCCGUCGCGCGCGUCGCUGCAGUUCGCGGCUUCAUAGCGUCGUCACCGUCAGCAGACACGACUCCUCAUCUUCCUCCGCAGCCGCCUUGCAAAGCCUUCGUCCGCCGGGUCUCCGCCUCGUCUCUGUCAGUCUGGAUUGUUGAUUUGAUGGUGGCGAUUGGGCUGGGUGGCGCGGUGGCUAGGAUGGGGAGUCGCGGCGGCUGA
Messenger RNA from Striga asiatica, 474 nucleotides. Lineage: Eukaryota; Viridiplantae; Streptophyta; Magnoliopsida; Lamiales; Orobanchaceae. The record is from the annotation of a GenBank genome assembly.